Molecule: messenger RNA, 742 nt
Organism: Hippopotamus amphibius kiboko
Lineage: Eukaryota; Metazoa; Chordata; Mammalia; Artiodactyla; Hippopotamidae
Exons: 2
Coding region: 106-708 (200 amino acids)
Cellular component (GO): mitochondrion
Molecular function (GO): fatty acyl-CoA hydrolase activity
Source: RefSeq, a predicted model, not a curated record
AAUGCAAUUGCUUUUGUAAAACUAAAAUCAAGAUUUCUGAAGACCCUUCUUAUCCUCUGUUGCUUUUUUUCUUGAAGGUACUCUCCCAGGCAGCAGUCACCAACUAUGACCCCUUGGGUUUCGAGGCUGCUUCCUAGGAAUGUCCGUUCCUUCACUACAUCAUCAGAGAACCAGCGAGCUGAGGAUUUCCAUCGGCACCAUGAGGGCUAUAGGUACUUCUUGCCCAUCCAGACGAGGUGGCAGGACAAUGACCAGUACGGCCAUGUGAACAAUGCUGUGUACUACAGCUACUUUGACACGAUUAUCAACCAGUACCUGAUCAGGUAUUGUGGCCUGAAAACGGGCUUGCUGACAUCCCCCAUGGUGGGGUUCAUGGUGACCAACCAGUGCACCUUCCACACACCGGUCGGCUUUCCUCAGAUCCCAGUGGCUGCACUGGCCGUGGAGAAAGUUGGUCACUCCAGCGUGCAUUACCGCCUUGCUCUGUUUCCCCCCAAGCCUGCCAAGGAGCUGCCUUCUGUCAAUCACCGGGACCUCAGUGAUGGCUUUUUCUUCGGCCACCCCAAGCUGGCACACUUUGCCGCUUUGGCCUGUACCACCGGGUCUUCAGUCCAUGUCUUUGUGAAUCCAGCCACCAGCAAGCCGGUGGGCCUUCCCGAAGACUUCCGGCAGGGUCUCCUGCGGCUGAUGCACCCGGCUCCACUGUGAAUGUACGGGAAUCGCGUCUGCCGGAAAAUAAAGU